ACGCCCGAGCGUAGCGUUCCCCUCUCCCCCCUUUUUUUGUCCCGUUCACCCUCUGCCUCUCUCUCUUUCGCCUUUCUUUCCUUGCGGCGACGAGUGGGCGAGCGCCGCCGCCCUUCGCCAGGUCUUCGCCGGCGACGAGCACCCUCACCAGGAAGCCACAUGUCGUCAAAUGCUGUUGUUGGUUUGGCUCUGUGUGUAUGCUAGGUUAGAUAACUUAGGAUCUCGUUGUUCUUGAGUCUUGACGAAAUUCUUGGCUCAAGGAGCAAGAUGAGUAGAAAAAUACAUGGUGAACAUGACUCUCAGAGAAUCACUAGUGAAGGGACUGCUGCCCGCACAAGACCUCUGAGCAUUCAGGACAUUAUGUUGCGGCGUGAAAAGAAGGCUGCAUCAGAAGCUAAGAAAACCAAGGAAGAGCUCCAAGAAAAUGACAAGGGUACAUCUAAUCACUUGGAACAAGGAAGAGGUUACAAACUUAGAAAGGAUUUGAAAGAUAUGCCUGUGGAGGGUUCAAAAAAGAAGAUUAGAGAUACAUCAAGGGAGGAAUCCAAGAAAGAAAACCUGAGAGUUAUACCAAGGGAAGGCUCUAGAAAGGAUGACACGAGAUAUACACCAAAGGAGGUCUCCAAGAAGGACAACUCUAAAGAUAGGCCAAAAGGUUGUUACAAGAUGGAUGGCCUGAAAGAUACACCAAAGGCCUCGGAGAAGGAAGACCUGAGAGAUGCACUAAAGAGGGGCUCCAUGAAAGAGAGGCCCUCCAUAGGAGAUGAGUAUCGUUCAGUUGGCAAAGAUAAAGGCAUUGGUAGUUCUCAGAAACGUACCACAAGCAUGAGUAGCCGAGCUGAUGAAAGCAAAGAUAGAAACCUUGGUGAAAUCAGAGCAAGAAAUGGUGAUGUCACGAGAUCUGAAUAUCAGAAAGGACCUGGGAAAAGAGGGAAUGAUGAAACCGUUGACAAUGAUAGAAUUAAGGAUAAGAGUGAGAAGCUUCGAAAUGAGACAAAGAGGAAAAACCGUAGUUUUGAUAAUGAGAAGAGUUCAGAGGUUGAUCGACCAAUGUCAAAGAAACAGGACUCUGCAUGGUUCCAAGGUUCCAAACAUUCUGACAGAAAUGAUGGAAGAAAUGAGUAUGCAAAACCAUACCACGGAGAGCCAAGGUUGAAAAGGAGAAGGUCUAGAAGCAGGGAUCGUGAUCGAGAGAGACAUGGCAGGUCUAUCUCCCCACCGCCAAGGGAACAAAGACAUAACUACCAUGGACAUGAUUUGGGCAAUUAUCGUCCAUACUACUCAAUGGAGAAAUCAAGGAGGAAGUAUGCUGAAGUUGACAAACAAAGAUCAUCUGGGAGUGGUGGAUACAGUGGCGGGUCACACCAGAGAUAUGAAAGUCGGCUUGGUGGAUACUCACCAAGGAAAAGGAAAACAGCACCGCAAGCUGAGCAGGCAACUACCAAGACUCCUCCACCGGUCAUUCAAUCCCCAGAAAAGAAAUCAGCCACAUGGGAUCAACCUCCUGUGAAAGCAAGCCAAUUUAAAUUCCCUACUACUUUGCAGUCAACUGUUGGCCAGAUGACUCCAUCUACUCCAAAGGACCCUUCAACUAAAGUUGAGACAAUAUUGGCAGGGAAUAGUUUGUCUGCAGAUUCUGUCCAGCUUACACAAGCAACCCGUCCACUCAGGAGGUUGCACAUUGAAAAUUUACCUGAUUCAGCAACAGAGGAUAGGUUGAUUGACUGCUUGAAUGACUUCUUGUUGUCUACCGGUGUUAAAUACACCCAGCGGUCUAAACCAUGCCUCAGUUGUACGAUAAACAAGGAAAAACGUCAGGCAUUUGCUGAAUUUCUUACACCAGAGGAUGCUACAGCAGCUCUUUCUUUUGAUGGAAGGUCUCUAAAUGGAUCUGCUUUGAGAAUUCGACGCCCCAAAGAAUAUGUUGAAAUGGUGAAUGUAGCUCCUAAGAAGCCUGCUGAAGAGACUGGGUUAAUAUCUGACGUAGUUGCAGAUUCACCAUACAAGAUUUUCAUAGCGGGGAUUGCUGGAAUGAUCUCAUCCGAGAUGCUAAUGGAGAUUGUUAGUGCAUUUGGCCCAUUGGCUGCAUACCGCUUUCUUUUUAAUGAUGAGCUUGGUGGGCCUUGUGCAUUUCUUGAGUAUGCCGAUCGCUCCAUUACAUCCAAGGCAUGUGCUGGCCUCAAUGGGAUGAAGCUUGGUGGAUGUGUACUGACUGCUGUCCACGUGUUUCCCGAUCCUCCUGUGGAGGCUGCUAAUGAGGCCUCCCCGUUUUAUGGUAUCCCUGACAAUGCCAAAUCACUUCUUGAAGAACCAACUAAGGUCCUGCAACUAAAAGAUGUGUUUGAUGAUGAAGAGUAUGUGCUACUGUCGAAAUCAGAGCUGGAAGAGACAUUGGAAGAUGUACGUAUCGAAUGUGCAAGGUUUGGAGCCGUCAAGUCAGUAAAUGUGGUUGAAUAUGCUGCUCGUAGUGACAACACUGCAGAGGAUAACAUAGUUGAGCUGGAAGACAGGCCAGUCAAGAUUGAGUGCCCUGGAUUUGGUGAUAUUGAAAACACUGCAAAGGCUGGAUCAGAAUGUUCUAUGCCGAAUCAGAGCAUAGAUAUUCUCAAUCAUUCUGACGCUACAGAAACUAAAGAUAGAGAUCUUAUUCCAGAGAGUCAGGAUCAGAAGGACAAACACAUCCCAUCAAAUGCAGCACAUUGUGAGAGUGAAGCACCUGUAGCAGAUGGGCACACAGACAUAGAUGGCACUCAGACUAGAGCUGCUCUCCCCAUAUCGCAACAUUCUGAAACUGAUCAUACAGAAGCAGCUGCAGAUGAGAAUAAACAUACAGCAGUGGAGGCCACCACUACCGCAAAGGAUGAUGAUGCAGUAGAAAAGAGACAUCAAGACCCGAGAACAUCAGAGAUCUGUAGUCCCGCUGAGCCUGGAGACGAAAUGGAGAAACCUGGAAGGGACUGUGAACAAGAUGCUGAUGAUGUGACUGAAGAUCAUGCAGAAAAAGUACCUGCUGUUGAGACCAGUGACACUGCUUUCGUGUUUGAACCUGGUUCUGUGCUUGUGGAGUUCAUGCGGAAGGAGGCUGCAUGCAUGGCUGCACAUUCGUUACAUGGACGGCGUUUCGGCAGCAGAACCGUGUAUGCUGGAUAUGCUCCAUAUGAUCUCUACUUGCAGAAAUACCCAAGGUGAUUCUGCGUUUGAGACUGCCGCGGCUCUGACUAGCGAUUAGAUGAGCUUUACGUAUGUGCCAACAGUUGUAGAGACUCGUAGUUUUUGAGCCUUUAGAUGUUCAGUCAGGAAUGUGGUACUAUUAGUAGAAUGAAAUAUGGGACAUUGCUAUUCCACAGUAGAAUGAAAUAUUUGGUGAAUAAUAGGAUACUGGAUACCAAAUUAUCGAUACAAGUGAGAUCCUUAAGCAUCGCUCUUAGAUUGGCGUUUGUAUUUUUCCUUCUUAAGUUGAUGUUUAUUUUUUUUUC
This is a messenger RNA of Setaria italica (foxtail millet), 3476 nucleotides long. RefSeq names its product splicing factor U2af large subunit B. Gene Ontology annotation, cellular component: nuclear speck; U2-type prespliceosome; commitment complex. The transcript is spliced from 10 exons. Lineage: Eukaryota; Viridiplantae; Streptophyta; Magnoliopsida; Poales; Poaceae. Bases 268 to 3189 code for a protein of 973 amino acids. The record is from RefSeq and is a predicted model, not a curated record. Gene Ontology annotation, molecular function: poly-pyrimidine tract binding; pre-mRNA 3'-splice site binding.